Molecule: messenger RNA, 1917 nt
Organism: Indicator indicator
Lineage: Eukaryota; Metazoa; Chordata; Aves; Piciformes; Indicatoridae
Gene: FBXW11
Product: F-box and WD repeat domain containing 11
Exons: 13
Coding region: 31-1578 (515 amino acids)
Molecular function (GO): protein dimerization activity
Source: RefSeq, a predicted model, not a curated record
UCGGUGAUUGAAGACAAGACCAUUGAGCUGAUGAACACGUCAGUAAUGGAGGAUCAGAAUGAAGAUGAGUCUCCAAAGAAAAAUACCCUAUGGCAGAUAAGUAAUGGAACCUCAUCCGUGAUUGUCUCCAGAAAAAGACCAUCGGAAGGGAACUACGAAAAGGAAAAAGACUUGUGUAUUAAAUAUUUUGACCAGUGGUCUGAAUCAGAUCAAGUGGAAUUUGUGGAACACCUUAUUUCACGAAUGUGUCACUAUCAGCAUGGACAUAUUAACUCUUACUUGAAGCCCAUGUUACAACGGGACUUCAUCACUGCGCUACCAGAGCAAGGCUUAGAUCACAUAGCAGAAAACAUCCUUUCCUACCUGGAUGCCAGAUCACUCUGUGCAGCAGAGCUGGUCUGUAAGGAGUGGCAGAGAGUCAUCUCUGAGGGAAUGCUAUGGAAAAAGCUGAUUGAGAGAAUGGUACGCACAGACCCCCUGUGGAAGGGACUGUCAGAAAGAAGGGGUUGGGAUCAGUACCUGUUUAAAAACAGACCAACAGAUGGCCCCCCAAAUUCCUUUUACAGGUCCUUAUACCCAAAGAUAAUACAGGAUAUAGAGACUAUAGAAUCUAACUGGCGGUGCGGGCGACACAACUUGCAAAGGAUUCAGUGCCGCUCAGAAAACAGCAAAGGUGUCUACUGUUUACAGUAUGAUGAUGAGAAGAUUAUCAGUGGCCUACGAGAUAACUCCAUUAAGAUCUGGGACAAAACAAGCUUGGAAUGUUUGAAAGUAUUAACAGGACAUACUGGCUCAGUUCUUUGUCUGCAGUAUGAUGAGAGAGUCAUUGUAACUGGAUCUUCAGAUUCUACAGUGAGAGUGUGGGAUGUAAAUACAGGUGAAGUUCUGAACACCUUGAUUCAUCACAACGAGGCGGUGCUUCAUUUGAGGUUCAGCAACGGCUUGAUGGUGACAUGCUCCAAGGACAGAUCAAUUGCUGUUUGGGAUAUGGCAUCACCAACUGACAUCACCCUGCGCCGUGUCCUAGUUGGCCAUCGUGCUGCUGUCAACGUGGUGGACUUCGAUGACAAGUACAUUGUGUCAGCGUCAGGGGACAGGACCAUUAAAGUCUGGAGCACAAGUACGUGUGAGUUCGUUCGCACGCUCAACGGGCACAAGCGUGGCAUUGCGUGCCUGCAGUACAGGGAUCGACUGGUCGUCAGCGGCUCCUCAGACAACACCAUUAGGCUAUGGGACAUUGAGUGUGGUGCCUGUUUAAGAGUAUUAGAAGGCCAUGAAGAACUGGUUCGAUGCAUCAGGUUCGACAACAAGAGGAUUGUCAGUGGAGCCUAUGAUGGCAAAAUUAAAGUUUGGGACUUGCAAGCUGCUCUUGACCCUCGUGCCCCAGCAAGUACAUUAUGCUUGCGUACACUAGUGGAACAUUCAGGACGUGUCUUUAGACUGCAGUUUGACGAGUUCCAGAUCAUCAGUAGUUCCCAUGACGAUACGAUUCUGAUUUGGGAUUUCUUAAACGUGCCACCCAGUGCCCAGAACGAGACCCGCUCUCCAUCUAGAACAUACACUUACAUCUCCAGAUAACAGUCUGCACUUUACUGCCCUCAGAAGGGUUUCACAGUCUGAACUACUGGAUUUUUGGCUACUACAUGCCUGAAGAUGUUGAUUGACACCUAAAGUCAGAAUUGGUUCUAGAUGCUGUGUAGAUGCAAAGCAGCACAAUUCUAUAUCUAAAUUUCUUACUCUUUCCUGCUCUCAGUUGGUCGUCUUUGAAUUUGCUACAAAUUCACUGACUCCGAGUAGAUGAAUUUCAGAAGCCUUCCCUUCCCUGCAGUGAGAAAUCCAAAGCUUCACAUGUAAAUUGUCCGUAGAAACUGAACUCUGAUGGCUUGUUUUUCAGAAAUAAAUCAGAAGUCAAGAAAG